Molecule: messenger RNA, 1797 nt
Organism: Engraulis encrasicolus (European anchovy)
Lineage: Eukaryota; Metazoa; Chordata; Actinopteri; Clupeiformes; Engraulidae
Gene: en1b
Product: engrailed homeobox 1b
Exons: 2
Coding region: 293-1135 (280 amino acids)
Biological process (GO): neuron differentiation; multicellular organism development; regulation of transcription by RNA polymerase II
Cellular component (GO): nucleus
Molecular function (GO): DNA-binding transcription factor activity, RNA polymerase II-specific; RNA polymerase II cis-regulatory region sequence-specific DNA binding
Source: RefSeq, a predicted model, not a curated record
AGUUUGGGAAGCUCGGGAACAUACGCGAGAGAAAGUCGGGGACAAGGAAGCAUCGCGCGAUGAACUGUCACUGUCUAGCGGGCAUAUUUUGACAAUUGGAACGCCGAGGCCACUGGAAGCAUUCCGAUGGUGUGAUUGUCCAAUUCAGUAAAGGUAUUUCACAUACCUUCCACUGACAUUAUAUCGACGACAACCAUAUUGUAGCUGAUAUUUGGAUACAUUGCGGAUCAACAAGUGGAAUCUGGCGUGGAAAGCAGGCAACUGCUCCGUUCGAAUCUGUGCAAUUCUAAUUAUGGAGGAGCAUAAGGAUCAAAACAGUCGCGAUUCGACCGAGGGGGAGAGCGUUUCCCUUUCGCCGAAUCUACCCUCCCCGCCGAUCAUGCCUCACCAAGCUGCGCAGCAAGUACACAGAACCACAAACUUUUUUAUUGACAAUAUUCUGCGUCCGGACUUUGGGUGCAAGAAGGACCUUGGCAACCGUGAACGAGCGCAGACUUCGGGAAGAGAGAAUGUAAACCCUCUGGUCAUAAGGCCAUCGCACGCCAGCAGCGUCUGUCAGGAUUCGAACUGCAGCAGCGACAGCACUUCUUCCUCCUCGUCCUCGUCUUCCUCUUCAUCGCCGACUUCCAAGCAGACGUCUUCAUCAAAGGCAGUCGAGGGCAAUGGAACUAGUACGCAGAGAUUGGGAGAAAAUCCCUCGUCAGUUAAUGCUACGAACGCGAGUAAUGGAGGCACUGUGACCCCCAAAGAAAGCCAGCCAUUGCUGUGGCCUGCAUGGGUGUAUUGUACAAGAUAUUCGGACAGACCGUCAUCUGGCCCAAGGACACGAAAAUUGAAAAAGAAGAAAAACGAGAAGGAAGACAAGCGACCCAGAACCGCAUUUACGGCUGAACAGCUGCAGAGACUUAAAGCAGAGUUUCAGGCUAAUCGCUAUAUAACCGAACAACGGAGACAGUCAUUGGCCCAAGAACUGAAUCUCAAUGAGUCGCAAAUCAAAAUCUGGUUCCAAAACAAGAGAGCGAAAAUAAAAAAAGCCACCGGGUACAAGAACGGCCUAGCUCUACAACUGAUGGCACAAGGACUGUACAACCAUUCCACGACAACAAUCCAAGACGAGAAAGAGGAUAGCGAAUAAAAAGGCUUGUUUUGUGUACGCUAAACCCACAAAAUUGGAUUUUUUUUAUUGAAGAUUUGAGGAAACAUGCAAAUGGAGACGGACAUGUGCUAUUUAAAGGAAAAGAAAAAAAAAGAUUUGUCUAUCGUACAAUAUAUGGACAAAAGUAUAUAAAACAUGAACACUACUAAGAUUUAUAUAUAACCAACCAUUAUGAUGUUGUAUAUAUUUAAUUUCAGGUAAGGGCACCGAUCCCUUCUUGCUGGAGAUUUUUAUCUUUUUGUUUGUUUGCCCAUCCCGAUGUUGUUGCUCCUUGUUUAAGUAAAUGUCUUUCUCUCUAGACUUUUAUUUGUGCCUAUCUGUCCAACCCAAGCCCCCUGCCUAAUCUCACAGUUACAUAGAUUGCGUAAACUGAAACGCUUAAAGCCAAAGAUUUUAAUAUGUUCAGAGAAAAUGUAGUCUGAAAUAAAAUGUAGAAUGUGCCAUGAAUCCAUUUUCUCCAAUAUGAUUGCUCUUAGCUCUCUGGGACAUUUUGAUGCCAUUCCUUGUUUAUCUUCUGUCGCACUGAGCAACACUCACCAAAUUUCAGGACGUUUUAGGCCUAAUGCUCUGUUGCGCAGAAUAAGAACACAAUAACAGUGUUUUAAAAUAAAAUUAAAAUAAAGUCAAGUUGUAUACUGUGA